AUGGAGGUGAGCCUCACCGGGCACGCCGACAGCGUCUUGCGCGGCCUCAGCCGGCAACGCCGCCUGAGCCCCAGCGCCGGCGACUCCGCCGGCGACUCCGAUGCUCAUGCUGAGGAUGAGGAGGAUGCUCAUGCUGAGGAGGAGGAGGAGGAUGCUCAUGCUGAGGAUGAGGAGGACGACCUCUCGGCGCUGUGCGACUGCUGUCUGGUGCUGGAUGGCGUGCCCCACCGGGCUCACCGCGCUGUGCUCGCCGCCUGUAGCCGCUACUUCCGCCGCCUGUUCGCUCAGCAGCCCCACGUGGACAAGAUCGACGUGAAGAACUCACCCGGCGUGUCCCUGCUGCUGGAGUCGAUGUACUCCUCUCGCCUCGUGCUGAGCCCCGAGACGGCUGUACACGUGGAGUCGGCCGCUCGCUUCCUGGAGAUGCCGGGGGCCCUGGACGCCUGCCGGAGAUUCUCCCUGCUGCUGGGGGGGGGCUGA
This is a messenger RNA of Petromyzon marinus (sea lamprey), 480 nucleotides long. The record is from RefSeq and is a predicted model, not a curated record. Lineage: Eukaryota; Metazoa; Chordata; Hyperoartia; Petromyzontiformes; Petromyzontidae.